This is a messenger RNA of Arabidopsis lyrata subsp. lyrata, 2310 nucleotides long. Its product is annotated as auxin response factor 17. Gene Ontology annotation, molecular function: DNA binding. The record is from RefSeq and is a predicted model, not a curated record. Gene Ontology annotation, cellular component: nucleus. NCBI's taxonomy places the organism in Eukaryota, Viridiplantae, Streptophyta, Magnoliopsida, Brassicales, Brassicaceae. The coding region runs from base 203 to 1921 and encodes 572 amino acids. The transcript is spliced from 4 exons. Gene Ontology annotation, biological process: regulation of DNA-templated transcription; response to hormone.
UUAGAAAGAGCAGGUUAGUGAGAGAGAUAUUAAAAGUUUGUUGUCGUGUGGUAAUAUUUGACAGAAACAAAAUCAAAAAGAAAAUCCCGUAGCACCGUAACAGUAAUUCGCUAUUAUCUCUCUCCUAUCCCUCCGCUUUCGCUUCCGUUCUAUGCCCGUUUCAAUUCUCUCUUUCUCAGACACCACGUGAUAACAGAUACCUAUGUCACCGCCGUCGGCAACCGCCGGUGACAUCAACCACCGUCAAGUCGACCCAAGGAUCUGGCGCGCUUGUGCUGGUGCCUCCGUUCAGAUCCCUCUCCUCUACUCUAGGGUUUACUACUUCCCUCAAGGUCAUGUGGAGCACUGUUGCCCUCUCAUCUCUACUCUUCCUUCGUCUACCUCUCCGGUUCCAUGUCUCAUCACUUCCAUCCAGUUGCUCGCCGAUCCGAUCACUGACGAGGUUUUUGCUCACCUUGUUCUUCAACCGGUGACGCAGGAGCAGUUUACUCCGACUAAUUAUUCAAGAUUCGGUAGAUACGAUGGCGAUGUUGAUGAUAACAACAAGGUGACUACCUUCGCCAAGAUUCUCACGCCUUCUGAUGCUAACAAUGGAGGUGGAUUUUCGGUUCCUCGUUUCUGUGCUGAUUCCGUCUUUCCUCCGCUUGAUUUUCAAAUCGAUCCACCGGUUCAGAAGCUCUACAUCACCGAUAUCCAUGGAGCUGUUUGGGAUUUCAGGCAUAUCUAUCGCGGUACACCGAGGCGUCACUUGUUAACCACCGGAUGGAGCAAGUUCGUGAAUAGCAAGAAGCUAAUCGCUGGCGAUUCGGUGGUGUUUAUGAAGAAAGCUGCAGAUGAGAUGUUUAUGGGUGUUAGGCGAACACCGAUCUCAAGCAGCGGCGGAGGAAGCAGCUAUUACGGCGGGGAUGAGUACAACGGCUAUUACAGCCAGAGUAGCGUUGCUAAGGAAGAUGACGGGAGUGCGAAGAAGACGUUUAGGAGGUCUGGGAAAGGGAAAUUGACCGCUGAGGCUGUGACGGAGGCGAUCAAUAGAGCAGCUAAGGGAUUGCCAUUUGAGGUGGCGUAUUAUCCGACUGCUGGAUGGUCAGAAUUUGUGGUGAGAGCUGAAGAUGUUGAGUCCUCCAUGUCUGUGUUUUGGACUCCUGGGACUCGAGUCAAGAUGGCUAUGGAGACUGAGGAUUCCUCUCGGAUCACUUGGUUUCAAGGCAUUGUUUCCUCUACUUAUCAAGAAACUGGUCCAUGGCGUGGAUCUCCUUGGAAACAGCUUCAGAUCACAUGGGAUGAACCUGAGAUUCUGCAAAACGUGAAGAGGGUGAAUCCUUGGCAAGUGGAAAUUGUUGCAAAUGCAACUCAACUUCAUGCCACUUUCCCUCCAGCAAAGAGGUUGAAGUAUCCACAACCCGGGGGGUUCUUGAGUGGAGAUGACGGAGAUAUCCCCUAUUCUCAAAGAGGACUGUCUAGUGCAGCAGCACCUGAUCCAAGUCCUUAUAUGUUCCCGUAUUCUACAUUUCCUGCUGGCAUGCAGGGAGCCAGGCAAUAUGAUUUUGGGUCUUUCAAUCCAACCGGAUUCAUUGGAGAGAAUCCUCCCCAGUCAUGCACCAAUAACUUCUUCAGUCCGCUUCCAACCGGGUUGGGAAAAGUGUCGACUGAGAUGAAUUUUGGCAGUCCGCCAUCAGAUAACUUAUCGCCUAAUAGCAACACCACUAAUCUGUCCUCUGGAAACGACCUGGUUGGAAACCGAGCCCCCAUUUCAGCCAAACCUAACUCGAUUCGGUUAUUUGGCAAGACCAUUAACGUGCAGGAGCAUUCUGAGAGCGGCCCUGCAGAGUCUGGCUUGUGUGAAGAGGAUGGCAGCAAAGAGUCCAGCGACAAUGAGACACAAUUGUCCUUGUCACAUGGUCGUGGUCCACCAAGCGUGUGAAGAUUCUGUAGGUGCCUAAACAUUCCAACAGCCACGCAGGUUACAGCUGCCAAGGUUAAAGUGAAGGAAGUGGUGCUGUAGGAAUCUCCCAUGUCCCAGCCCAAGUAGUAGCAGUAGUACUAUUAUAUAUAUAUAAAAUCUUCUGGUGUUUCUUUCUGCAUUGACUUUUCUCUGGUUUUUUCUUUGCCACGUGACAAUCUGUUUUUACUUUCUUUUUUUACCAAUUUCUCAGACACAUUUGAUGAACAUCUCGCUCCUCUCCUAAUCUUUAACUAUUUUAUUGGGGGUAAAUGUCUGGAUUGUUUUUACCUAAACAUGUCUUAAGAGUUUAGAAGACUCGUGCUGUUUAUGCAGAGUAAAAACAGUAAAUAAUUCAAUGCUUUAUUCAA